This is a messenger RNA of Oncorhynchus mykiss (rainbow trout), 3747 nucleotides long. It is a transcript of the gene flvcr1, whose product is annotated as FLVCR choline and heme transporter 1. Gene Ontology annotation, molecular function: heme transmembrane transporter activity; heme binding. Gene Ontology annotation, cellular component: membrane; mitochondrion. The record is from RefSeq and is a predicted model, not a curated record. Lineage: Eukaryota; Metazoa; Chordata; Actinopteri; Salmoniformes; Salmonidae. Gene Ontology annotation, biological process: erythrocyte differentiation; heme export; mitochondrial transport.
AGAUAAUGAGGAGACCAUGUGUCACUAAUGAACACAUACACCUUUGAACAACCUCAAUUCUAUUAAGGAAAUUAUCCAGUUUAUUUGAAUGCAUAAAGAGGCCGGUGAGCACUUCUUCUUCUUUGAUUGGUCGGAGUCAUCAUCCGAAGGCCUCUAUAUUUGAGUUGUCUGAUGUAAAUGCGCCCUGCCUUACAGUACUCUCCACUCCCAUGCACUGAACAAAAGCGGCACGGACAUACUAGGCUACAGCAGGACCAUGCGAAAGAAGGCGUUUAUGAGAGCGAAUACAGAUAGAUAGCCUACAAUAUUUUAAAAUGACUUAUUCAUAAAACGGUGUGAAUAGUUGUAUUAUCUACUAACUGAAUGUUGGAUCUGCCCUAUUUUGUGUAAACGUGCUUCCUGACUUUAGGGUAUAGGCUAUAGCGAUAGGCGACGUUGGCGCAGCAUCAUGGUGGCUGGCGAGUUGGUACAGGAGCAUCUGCGACGUGACAACGCACCUGACGAAAUAGACAUCUCAUGCAAGCGUUCGGUGCAUAACGGGGCAGUCCCAGUAGGGGAUCAGUACACCGAUCUAACGAAUGGAUCGGAACAUCUGACAGAACUGGACUCGAAGGCUUUGGAACAAGAGAUCCCUCCAGAUGAGAAGCAGGCUAUGCUUCCUGGAGAGGAAACAUGUAUCGAAACGAAACUCUAUUGGAGAAGAUUCUCCGUUUUAGCUGUGUUCAGCUUUUACUCCCUCGUCAACGCAUUUCAAUGGAUCCAGUACAGCAUCAUCACCAACAUUUUUACCCACUUCUACAAUGUAUCCAGCGACAAGAUCGACUGGCUGUCAAUUGUAUACAUGGUCGCGUAUGUGCCUUUGAUCUUCCCGGCAACAUGGUUACUGGAUAAAAAAGGACUGAAACUGACAGCCCUUAUGGGCGCGGGUUUGAACUGCGUCGGUGCGUGGGUGAAAUGCGCCAGCGUCCGGCCAGAUCUGUUCGGUGUGACAAUGACCGGACAGAUAAUAUGUUCUAUAGCCCAAGUCUUCAUCCUCGGGCUGCCCUCUAAGAUUGCAUCAGUGUGGUUUGGCCCGAAGGAGGUGUCUACUGCAUGUGCCACUGCCGUGCUGGGUAACCAGCUGGGCACUGCCAUUGGCUUCCUGCUUCCACCUGUCCUGGUCCCCAACACUGUGGAAGACAUAGAGCUGAUGGGACACAACAUCAGAGUUAUGUUUUAUUGGACAGCUGUAGUCUCCACUGCUCUCUUCAUCUUGACUGUAAUUGUCAUGAAAGACAGACCCUCACUACCUCCCAGCCAAGCUCAGGCGGUCCUACCUGACUGUGCUCCUGAAGACUACUCCUACAGACAGUCCAUAAUCAACCUGUUCAAGAACAAACCUUUCAUCCUACUGCUCAUCAGUUAUGGUAUCAUGACUGGUUCUUUCUACUCUGUGUCAACACUUCUCAAUCAGAUGAUUAUGGCUUGUUACAAGAACCAGGAACUGAAUGCAGGCAGGAUUGGUCUCACCCUUGUGGUGGCUGGAAUGGUGGGCUCCAUCAUCUGUGGACUGUGGCUGGAUCACACCAAAACCUACAAAAUGACCACUUUGAUGGUCUACAUCCUGUCCUUCAUUGGUAUGCUGGUGUUCACCUUCACUCUGGACCUCAACAAUAUCUACCUGGUGUUCUUCACUGCCGGCGUGCUGGGGUUCUUCAUGACUGGUUACCUGCCGCUUGGCUUUGAAUUUGGGGUUGAAAUUACGUAUCCUGAAUCGGAAGGGACAUCUUCUGGUCUUCUUAAUGCAUUUGCACAGAUCUUUGGGAUUAUUUUCACAUUGAUCCAGGGAAGACUAACAACAGACUACAACCCCCUGGCUGGGAACCUGUUCCUCUGUGUCUGGAUCUUCCUGGGCAUCUUUCUCACAGCCUUAAUAAAAUCAGAACUGAAAAGAAACAACGUCAAUAUGGGCAUGAACCACAGAAAUCUUCAAGCAGUCCCUACCGAGUGCCCUUCAGACAAGCCAACCAAUGGCGUCAAGAUGGAAACUUCAGUCAGCUUUUCCCAUGAGACCUCACUUUAAUCCAAAAAGGACAGGGGGGGGGGUCAGGUCACUCAACACUACUGAACAUUUCAGAGGCCUACAACGCAUUCAACAACAUUUCCUGAGGUUACUUGAAAUCUCCUUUUCUUUGGAUUGUAAACUGUAACGUGUUAUAAUGUUUGUACUGUAGUGGUUUUAGCCAAGCCAUGGUUUGUUUAUGCAUAGGUAAACUAUAAGCACCUAAAUACACCUUUUAACUUCCAAUAGUCCUCUCCUUCUUUUGCUUGACGAACCACUUCUGUCUCUACAAUUGUCAUCAUCGCUGGUUCAUAAAGUGCUGCUUAUUCAAACUUAUUUCUAGGCAUUAUACAAAACCAAAAGGGAAAUACCAUGUAGGAUCUCUGACCUGCCUUAGCCUGUGAGGAAGAACAUUGUUUGCCAUUAUGGUGAUGUUAUUAUUGUGACGCUGCAUCAUUUGCAUGACAAUGCAGUUUAACAGUGUCAGUUUUGUUCUCUACAACAUGUCAGCCAUUCAUACAAAUAUGGACCAAAUAUGACGCACUAAGAUGCACAAUGCAUAUGACAAAUGUUCAACAUGCACAAUCUACUUUUCAGUGUAUCACUUACAUGCAUGCUUUUGAAAGUGUUCAAAUGUUGACAACUUUGUUGAAUACAUGGCACACUUAACAGUUCUGCCGAGAUAGGUAGCUAAUGGUAUAGCAGCGCCACCCAGAGGGAUUUUGUGGAAAUACUAAGAAAGCUGUGUGGAUGAUGAAGCACAAACAGGAGUGAUAAUGACUGCAGCGUUACAAUUAAAAUAGCUCCAAACCUUCACAGUGGAUUAUAUAGCUCAAACUGUGGCUAUAAAGACUAUGCGCAGUAGGUGGUCUAGUGGUUAGAGUGUUGGGACGGUCACUCCCACCUUCAAAUCCCCGAAUUGACAAGGUAAAAAUAUGUUGUUCUGCUCCUGAACAAGGCAGUUAAUCCUCGGGUGCCGAAAAUGUGGAUUUUGAUCAAGGCAGCCCCCCGCACCUCUUUGAUUCAUAGGGGUUGGGUUAAAAGCGGAAGAUACAUUUCAGUUUAAUACGUUAUUUAGCUUCUUAUGACCGUAGGAAAAAAAACAUUUAUUUGGUUGACAGAUGUAUUCCUCUCUUUUCUAGCGUUUUAUGUAGUUCUGAAUAAUGAUGAAAUAACAUUCGAAUAUGGACAUUCAUAACAUUUCCUUGCUUUUUUUUCUCGAAAUUUGAUAGUUCACUUAUACCAAUGUAGUUAUUUGUUUCAAUUCUUUAUUCAUCUUUAUUUCAAUGUAUUGCAUUUACCAAGACCACUGAACUGAAUCAUUGUUCCCAACUGAAAAUUAGUACAUCCGGACCUUGAACUAUACUUACCUAUUGUUCAAUACAACAUAUGGCUUUGACACACCACUGUCUAAAGUCUCGACAGCCUGAUUUAUAAUUUCGCACAGUAAUCCACAGUACAGUCAAUGCCAACACUGUUACAAUACAGCUGCUAUAGAAUGUGUCUGCUAGACAAUCCCUUCAAGGUGCCCCAGAUUGUACUGUAAAAAUGUGGUUUUAGUUUUGCCUCUGUAGUUUGUCUUUGGGCUUUUCUCGGUGGUAAGGAGUCGCAUGUGUACUUGCUUAUCUGCAGAUAAUGUACUGUGGCAAUCAAAACAUAAAACACAGAGUGUAAACAAUACAAUAAAAUGGUUUUUAGCUCAGCUA